Messenger RNA from Egretta garzetta (little egret), 4097 nucleotides. RefSeq names its product large tumor suppressor kinase 1 (gene LATS1). Gene Ontology annotation, molecular function: ATP binding; protein serine/threonine kinase activity; protein binding. Bases 545 to 3964 code for a protein of 1139 amino acids. The transcript has 9 exons. Lineage: Eukaryota; Metazoa; Chordata; Aves; Pelecaniformes; Ardeidae. Gene Ontology annotation, biological process: G1/S transition of mitotic cell cycle; positive regulation of apoptotic process; hippo signaling. Gene Ontology annotation, cellular component: spindle pole. The record is from RefSeq and is a predicted model, not a curated record.
UGUGCCGUAGGAGUUGCCCUCGUACCUGGGCUGUGCCACCCCAGCUGUGCUUUGGUCCUCAGGGGCUGUCCCGCUGGUAGCCAGGAAGAUCCCUCUUAGGUGCGCUCGAAGUCACUGCCGCUGCUACUGAGGGUAACUAAGAACACGUUUGUAUGUAAGAAGAGCCAUAUCCAGUUAAAGGAGAGAGCAGAGUGUAAGAAUGGAAACGAGCAGAGCGAAUGCAUAGUGUACCCAAUGUUCAGCUAGCCUCUGGUCGUUUCCAGCUCAGUCUUCCCUGAGUAAAAACUUGAAGGUCAUUGACAGUUGCGUGCAACCACUUUGUGUUUUCAUUCAGAUGCCGAUUUUUAAGUCCAAUCUUUUAUGAUGAUGCAGUAAAAAGUCAAGGAUAGCAGUUUUGGGUUGUGACGAAUUCCAGCACUACAGGAACCACAGUUUCACAGUGAAGAGCUGCUGCUUUCACAAAGUUCUGAAACUACCAGCCAGUCUUCCUUGAAUUUUGGUGUGUGCGAGUCCUUGGUGGACGUUGCAAUAUAUACAUGUUUUCAUGAAGAGAAGUGAGAAGCCAGAAGGUUAUAGACAAAUGAGGCCUAAGACUUUUCCUGCCAGUAACUAUACUGGCAGCAGCCAACAGAUGCUACAGGAAAUACGAGAGAGCCUCAGGAAUUUACCUAAACCCUCAGAUGCUGCUAAAGCUGAUCACAGCAUGGGCAAAAUGUUGUCUGAAGAUCCUAGACAGGGCCGAAAUCCACCCAAAUUUGUAACAUACCAUAAAGUUUUGCAGGAGAUCAGAAACUCACUUCUGCCUUUUGCAAACGAAACAACCUCAGCUGUCAAAGGAACAUCAGAAGUUAAUCGACAAAUGCUGCAAGACUUACAAGCUGCUGGCUUUGAUGAGGAUAUGGUUAUACAAGCUCUUAGACAAACUAACAACCGUAGUAUAGAAGCUGCCAUCGAAUUUAUAAGUAAAAUGAGCUACCAGGAUCCUCGUCGGGAACAGAUGGUUGCAGCAGCAGCAAGACCUGUAAACGCAGGUAUGAAGCCACCAGCAGGGACUGUACAGCAAUCAGUUAACCGCAAGCAGAGCUGGAAGGGUUCUAAGGAGUCCUUGGUUCCUCAGAGGCACGGCCCUUCCCUGGGAGAUGGUGUAGUUUAUCGCUCAGAAAGUCCCAGCUCUCAGCCUGAUGUAGGAAGGCCAUUAUCUGGAUCUGGCAUUGCAGCAUUUGCUCAGGCUCAUCCUGGCAAUGGACAAAGAGUGAACCCCCCACCUCUCCCACAGAUAAGGAGUGUCACUCCUCCUCCUCCACCUCCUCGAGGACAUACACCCCCUCCAAGGGGGACUACUCCUCCACCUCCUUCCUGGGAACCAAACUCUCAAACAAAGCGUUACUCUGGAAACAUGGAAUAUGUCAUCUCCCGUAUUUCUCCAGUGCCACCAGGAGCAUGGCAGGAUGGUUAUCCACCUCCACCUAUGAAUCCUCCACCCUUAAAUUCUUCCACGCAGGGUCAGAGAGGCAUGAGUGCUGUCCCCAUCGGCAGGCAACCAAUAAUCAUGCAGAGUUCUGCCAACAGCAAAUUUAGUUUUCCCUCAGGAAGAGCUGGAAUGCAAAAUGGCAACUGUCAGGCAGAAUUCAUAGUUCACCAGAAUGUGGUGUCUGGGAACUCGGUGAGUCGCCAGCCACCCCCGUAUCCCAUGAAUCCAACUAACAGGCAAAGUCCCACAGCACUACAGAUGCAGGCAGGAGGAUCUGCUCCUCCUUCAGCAUACACCAAUGGGAAUCUUCCUCAGGCAAUGAUGGUGCCAAAUAGAAAUAGUCACAACAUGGAACUUUAUAAUACGAAUGUAGCUGGAAUACCUGCGUCCUGGUCACAGCCUUCCCCUGUGCAACCGCAGUCAUCACCUGGCAAUGGCCAUGACAUGCCUACGUGGCAACCCAAUGUUCCUGUGCGGUCAAAUUCUUUCAACAACCAUCACGGAAAUAGGCAGAGUCACUCUAGCAGCUCUCAGCCUUCGGCUACAACAGUAACAGCUAUAACGCCAGCUCCCAUCCAGCAACCGGUAAAAAGUAUGCGUGUGUUAAAACCAGAGCUACAGACUGCCUUAGCGCCCACUCACCCUUCAUGGAUGCCACAACCAGUGCAAACCGUUCAGACCAUUCCCUUCUCUGAGGGUCCAUCUACGAAUAUGGCAGUUAUGCCUCCUGUUGCAGAGGCUCCAAAUUACCAGGGUCCCCCACCACCUUACCCAAAACACUUGUUACACCAGAAUCCCUCUGUCAAUCUGUAUGAGGCAGGAGCCAAGCUCAACAAGGAGGAACCACCUAUUUUAUCCAGGGAGGAGGAGAAUGAAAAGAAUUAUGAAUGUGCUGAUUCCACAGAUAAAGAAAAGAAACAAAUUACAACAUCACCUGUUCCUGUUAGGAAGAACAAGAAAGAUGAAGAAAGAAGAGAGUCUCGCAUUCAAAGCUAUUCCCCUCAGGCCUUCAAAUUCUUCAUGGAGCAGCACGUGGAGAACAUACUCAAGUCACAUCAGCAGCGUUUGCAUCGGAAAAAACAACUUGAGAAUGAAAUGAUGCGGGUUGGAUUGUCACCAGAAGCCCGAGAUCAAAUGAGGAAAAUGUUGUGCCAGAAAGAGUCUAAUUAUAUUCGGCUAAGAAGAGCUAAAAUGGACAAGUCAAUGUUUGUAAAAAUUAAAACCCUGGGAGUUGGUGCAUUUGGAGAAGUUUGCCUAGCAAGAAAAGUGGAUACUAACGCUUUAUAUGCAACAAAAACUCUGAGGAAAAAAGAUGUAUUGCUUAGAAAUCAAGUUGCUCACGUUAAAGCUGAGCGGGAUAUCCUUGCAGAAGCUGAUAACGAAUGGGUGGUUCGCCUGUACUAUUCAUUCCAAGAUAAGGACAAUUUGUACUUUGUAAUGGACUACAUUCCAGGAGGUGAUAUGAUGAGUCUCCUAAUUAGAAUGGGUGUCUUUCCAGAAAAUCUGGCACGGUUCUACACAGCAGAACUGACCUGCGCAGUUGAAAGUGUUCAUAAAAUGGGCUUCAUCCACAGAGAUAUUAAACCUGAUAAUAUCUUGAUAGACCGUGAUGGUCAUAUUAAACUGACUGACUUCGGGCUCUGUACAGGUUUUCGAUGGACCCAUGAUUCGAAAUACUACCAGAGUGGUGAUCAUGCACGUCAAGACAGUAUGGAUUUCAGCAGCGAAUGGGGUGACCCAGCAAAUUGCAGGUGCGGAGAUCGGCUGAAGCCACUUGAACGUAGGGCUGCACGUCAGCAUCAGCGCUGUCUGGCCCAUUCCCUUGUUGGCACGCCCAAUUAUAUUGCGCCGGAAGUAUUGUUACGAACAGGUUACACACAGUUGUGCGACUGGUGGAGUGUUGGAGUAAUUCUCUUUGAAAUGUUAGUGGGGCAGCCUCCAUUCCUGGCACAAACGCCACUGGAAACACAAAUGAAGGUUAUCAACUGGCAGACUGCGCUUCAUAUUCCACCUCAAGCUAAAUUGACUCCAGAGGCCUCUGACCUUAUUAUUAAACUCUGCCGAGGGCCAGAAGAUCGUUUAGGCAAAAAUGGUGCAGAUGAAAUAAAAGCUCAUCCAUUUUUUAAAACAAUUGAUUUUUCAAGCGAUCUACGGCGGCAGUCUGCUUUCUACAUUCCCAAAAUUGCCCAUCCUACGGACACGUCGAACUUUGAUCCAGUUGAUCCUGAUAAAUUGUGGAGUGAUGAUGAUAAGGAGGGGAACAGAAAUGAUACACUUAAUGGGUGGUACAAAAACGGAAAACAUCCUGAACAUGCUUUUUAUGAGUUCACCUUCCGAAGGUUUUUUGAUGACAAUGGUUACCCAUACAACAAUCCAAAGCCCAUUGAGUAUGAGUAUGGUAGUUCCCAAAACUCAGAACAGCAGUCAGAUGAUGAUGAUGAUGAUGAACAGGGAGGUAGAGGAGUUCAAAAUCGUGACCUGGUUUAUGUUUAGUAGAGGAAUAAAGAUUAAAAACUAAAUAAACUUAUUUUGCAGCUGCAGUUUUUGAAAAGUCUCUUCUCUCAAGAGAAUUGAGAGAAGAUUGCUAGGGUAAAUAUAUGCACGCUUUUUUUUUUCUCAAACACUA